Messenger RNA from Odontomachus brunneus, 2902 nucleotides. Its product is annotated as odorant receptor Or1-like. Bases 276 to 2543 code for a protein of 755 amino acids. Gene Ontology annotation, molecular function: odorant binding; olfactory receptor activity. NCBI's taxonomy places the organism in Eukaryota, Metazoa, Arthropoda, Insecta, Hymenoptera, Formicidae. Gene Ontology annotation, biological process: detection of chemical stimulus involved in sensory perception of smell; sensory perception of smell. The record is from RefSeq and is a predicted model, not a curated record. Gene Ontology annotation, cellular component: plasma membrane. The transcript has 10 exons.
UACACGUGAGGCGUGUAAACUGAAGAAAAUUAUUAAGGCUUUCUGACGCGUUCGUAAGUCGCGACGCUCUUCUCGAGUACUUACUCCAAUUAUUUUCCCGAGAGAAAGAGAGAGAGAGAGAAGUCUUUUUCUGUUCGUGAGAGAAACACAUAUAAUACAUCUUAGUCACUCGACGGAUCCUCGAUUGCAUCUCUCAAACACGACAACGGUGACUGCCUACUCGAUGCGAACAGGGAUGGGAAUACAUUGUUUCUCAUUGUAGAGAGACUGCAGAAAUGCAGAUACUCCCUCUGAACUUCUUUCUGUAUGCUGCCAGCGGUAUGUGGCGACCGGUCGAAUGGUCUUCGAUCGGCUCCACGCUGCUGUACAGCGUGUAUACCAUCUUUAUGUUAUAUCUCAUGUUCUUUCUACUGCUGACUCAAUUCCUGGAUAUCGUCCUUGUUGUUGAUAACGUGGAGGACUUCACUACGAACUCUUUACUUUUCAUCUCGGUGAUCAGCGCGUUCAGCAAGAUCAUCACUGCCUUGGCUUGUCGCGGCCGUAUUGUCAAUCUAAUUGAAAUACUGCAAGGGCCACCCUGCAGGGUCUGCGAUCAAGAGGAGAUGUAUAUCCAGGCGAAAUUCGAUCGUUCAAUCAGAUCGCUCUCCUUAACUUACUUGUUUCUCGCGACGAUUUCCUCCGUCGGAGCCUUAGCGGGAGCGGUGCUCGCCAUCUUAGAAGGCCAAUUACCCUUGAGAGUGUGGGUGCCUUACGAUUACAGCUCACCUCUCUUAUUCUGGCUCACAUCCGCUCAGCUGCUGUUAGCCGUGGUGAUCGGUACGAUCAUCAACAUCUCCACCGAGACCUUGGUGUACGGGCUUUGCUUGCAAACGUGUGCGCAACUCGAGAUUCUGGCGCACCGUCUCCAAAGGGUGGCGCACUCAAGCGAAGGGGUGGGACCUCGCGAAAGCCCACCGAACGAUACGUCGUGGAACAGGACGAACAGAUUGUCAAAACACAUCUGUCAUCACCUGUGUAUAAUCAGAUACGCCGAACAGGUCAACGAGAUAUACAAUCAAGUGUUCUUUACCCAAUUUUUCGCCAGUAUACUGGUGUUAUGUUCGAGCCUAUACCAUCUAUCUUCUCAUUUGACAUUAGAGGACAUCGCGACUAUGGCAGCCUACACGUUCUGUAUGUUCGUGCAGAUUCUCGUUUAUUGCUGGGCCGGGAACGAAGUUAUGCUUAAGAGCGCAGGUCUAAGCGACGAGAUAUAUCAAAUGGACUGGAUACUCAUGACGAUCAGCGAACGGAAAGAUCUACUGAUGAUCAUGAAGCGCAGUACGAGACCCAUCAAGUUCACCAGCAGCUUCCUGGUGACGUUAUCUCUGAGCUCGUAUGGCAAUCUACUUAAGGCAUCCUACUCUGCGUUUAACGUUUUGCAGCAACUCAGUGGUAUAUGGCGGCCUCGCGAGUGGUCGUCGUGUUUCGCCAAGCUAUUGUACAGCGCGUUCACUGUAUGCUCGGUAUUCCAGUUGUACUUCAUGAUGAUAACUCAGUUAAUGGAUCUCGUCCUUGUCGUCGAUAACAUGGACGAUUUCAUUAAUAAUUCUCUAUUGUUGGUAAGUGUUAUUGUCGUUUCUUGCAAAGCCACAGCCGUUGCGUUACGUCAAAGGGCGAUCACCAAUUUGACGGAAAUGUUACUGAACGACACGUGCAGACCACGCGAUGAGGAGGAGUUGGCAAUACAAGCGAAAUUCGACGAAUUUAUCCGGUCAUGCACGAUAAAGUACAUAUUUAUGACGACCGUCUCUAUGACAAGCAUCGUGUUGAGGUCAGUGCUGGAUAUCAUGCACGGCCAUUUACCUAACAAAGUGUGGGUGCCUUAUGAUUUGAAUAAAUCUCCCUUGUUUCUGAUCACGUCGAUCAAUCAGAUCAUCGUUGUGAUAGUCGGCACUUAUAUCAACGUCGGCUCAGAAACCUUGAUAUUCGGUUUUAUUUUGCAAACAUGCGCCCAGCUGGACAUUCUCAAGAGUCGUCUCAAUAAAUCGGUGAUUAAACAAGCGGCCGGCUACCGAGAUGAUCGGCCGUUCUCGUUAUCAAAUAAGGGACAGUCGAUUAUUUCGGAGCACAUACGUCAUCACAUCAACAUUUACACAUACGCUAAAACGGUGAACAGCAUAUUCAACGAGGUGCUUUUUGUCCAAUUUUUUGGCAGUAUAUUGGUGUUGUGUACAUGCGUAUAUUAUAUGUCGAUGCAUAUCACAGAGUCCAAGGUUAUGGGUAUUGUGGUGUACACUGCUUGCAUGUUUGUGCAGAUCUUCAUUUUUUGUUGGUCUGGAAACGAAGUUAUGAUCAAGGUGCGAGAAAGCGUGAAUUUGGCUGACGCCGUGUAUCAAGUAGACUGGUGUUUAUUAUCGAAUAGCAAUCGUAAAGAUCUAUUGAUGAUCAUGAGACGCAGCACAGUGCCUAUAAAGUUCACCAGUAGCUUUUUGAUAACUCUGUCUCUUCAGUCCUACGGCAACAUUCUGAAAACGUCGUAUUCGGCAUUUAAUGUACUACAAUAAUCUUGAGAUGUUCACUGGUAUUCAUCUCUCAUAUCUUACACACGGAGAAAAUUUUAUCGUAAAAGUUAAAAAUAGAUUUAUCGUAAAAGUUAAAAAUAGAUUAAAAAUAGAUUUCUUUUUACAAUAUUUUUCGUAAAGCUGAACUAUAUCGAUAUUGUAAUAUGAAUUACCACUGAAAUAGUAAAUUUUAUGUGUUAGCACAUAUCAAAAGAUGCAUCAUUAAGAAUUACACACAGUUUGUAAAAAUUACACCAUCGAUGAAAUAACUUGCUACAAAAUUCGAAUUGUACAUAUAACAUAUGUUUGCAUUGCGCAGAGAUAUAUUGCAAUGAUUCACCGACAUGUCAAUUAAUUUUUGU